CUUCAGGAAAGACAAUUUGGAAAGACCGAGCCUUCUCCCUGACAACCUCUCUCGCCCCAGUCAGCGACUCCGGCGAUUUCCGGCGACGUGACAUAGACAGGCGGAAAACCACAAGAGAGAGAAAACCGGAAGCUCUCAAACACUGCAAUGGCGGCGACUUCUGGGGCUUCAACACCGCCAUACCCAAGUGCCGCGAGGAUCGCGGAUUCUCCCUGUUACCCUCAGUAUACAGCUUCUCUCAAGUGUCUUGAAGAGUUCCGAUCUGACAAGAGCAAGUGCCAGGAACAUUUUGAUGUCUAUAAGGAAUGCAAGAAAAAGGAGAGGGAAGCACGGCUGGAGCGUAACAGAAAUCGAUCCUUCUUCUCAUGAAUUUCGCUUCUGUCAUAUACUUGAAGCUGGUUUACUGAAUUUUAGAUGUUGAGGUUUAUUCCAUUUAUAUUCUAAAUGAAGCAGAGUAAAGAUUCAGAUGACGUCCUAUGAUGGCAUGUAUUCUCAAACAGAGGGUUUUCUCUAAAUAAGUGUUCGGGUCAUUGGAGCUCCUCAUUUUCUUUUUCUAGUUCUCCGUGUGGUGAUAUUGUAAGCAUUCCUUUGUUUGUAGCAUACAUGCUGGAAUCACUCUGUUAUUACCUCUAUAGGUUUAGAUGUUUUCCAGAUGA
Punica granatum (pomegranate) is the source of this 656-nucleotide messenger RNA. The record is from RefSeq and is a predicted model, not a curated record. NCBI's taxonomy places the organism in Eukaryota, Viridiplantae, Streptophyta, Magnoliopsida, Myrtales, Lythraceae.